Messenger RNA from Diospyros lotus (date-plum), 813 nucleotides. Its product is annotated as major strawberry allergen Fra a 1-2-like. The transcript has 2 exons. NCBI's taxonomy places the organism in Eukaryota, Viridiplantae, Streptophyta, Magnoliopsida, Ericales, Ebenaceae. Bases 92 to 568 code for a protein of 158 amino acids. Gene Ontology annotation, biological process: abscisic acid-activated signaling pathway; defense response. Gene Ontology annotation, molecular function: protein phosphatase inhibitor activity; abscisic acid binding; signaling receptor activity. Gene Ontology annotation, cellular component: cytoplasm; nucleus. The record is from RefSeq and is a predicted model, not a curated record.
UUCUGCAAGCGUUUCCCUCACACCAAACUUCCCGCUCUUUCUCAUACCUCUUCUCAUUCUUUCGAUCAAAUUUUAUACCCUCUAAGCCAUCAUGGGUGUGAUCACUUAUGACAUGGAGCUUGCUUCUCCAAUCCCUCCGGCCAAGUUGUUCAAGGCCUUCGUCCUCGAUGCCGACACCCUCAUCCCCAAGAUCAUGCCUCAGGCAAUCAAGAGUGUCGAGAUCCUUGAAGGCGAUGGUGGUCCUGGAACCAUCAAGCUCACCACCUUUGGCGAAGGGAGCCAAUUCAAGAGCGUGAAACAAAGAAUAGACGGGAUCGACAAAGAGAACUUCACCUACAACUACAGCAUAAUCGAAGGCGAUGCUCUGCAAGAUGCCAUUGAAUCGAUCUCUUAUGAAGUUCAAAUCCUUCCAGGAGCCGAUGGAGGUUCCAUCUGCAAAAACAGCAGCAAGUACACAACAAAGGGCGAUACCCAGAUCACUGAAGAACAGAUCAAGGCUGGGAAAGAGAAGGCAUCGGCCAUGUUCAAGGCUAUUGAAUCCUAUCUCUUGGCAAACCCUGAUGCCUAGUGAUCCUGCCCAGUUUUUUUAGGCUCAAAGAAAUUAAGUAAACAAUCUCUCAAUUACAAGCGUGCUUGUUUGUUACUAUAUAUUCAACCAAUGAGUUCAUAUAUGGGUGUGUGUUCGAAAGGUUUCAGCUAGCCGCGCCUAUUUUUUUCUUUCUUUGGGUUGUUGGUAAGUGUGUUGUGGCUGUAAGCAUCCGGUUUACUGAUUGCAUUUGCUUACUGAGCUUAUAAUAAAGAUACUUUUGAUAA